UGCCACAGAGUAACCAGCCAUCCAAAACACACAGAGACACACACACUAACACUAACGCGCACACUCUCACACGCACAUUGGAGAGCCAAGAGUUCAAGAGCGCUUGUUUCCGUUUAACUAACAUUGAGGGGAGUGGAAAUAGCUGGGGGAAGAAUUUAUCCAACCACUGUGCUUUUUGGUCGGAGCGAGGUUGUGCAAGUGUCAUACUUUUGGCUGCUUUUUUUCUGAGCGCAUCGAGAAACUUUGAGUGAAGGACAGAGACGCUGCUGUUGGCAUGAGCUGAGUGCGCAAACAGAUUUAAAGGCGACACAAAAGGAAAGCCGGUGAUGGGCAACAGCUGAUGUGGGAUGGGCAAAGGAAGGGGACAUGCCUGCGGGGCUCCAUGGUGAAACAGCUGAAUAGUCACAACAGAAACGGCUGCAGAACAGGACGGAGUGAAAACAGAGCAAGGAGACUCCACACACCAUGAAGAAAGAAGACUCGAGUAAUCAGAGUUUGAAUAAAGUUGGGGCUCUGUUCUGCUUGUCUGGCAGUAAUUAUGGCGGCAGAGGGAAGAGGAUUAUGGUAAUAUCCCAUCCAGGGGUCCCAUUAGUGGGACUGAUUUUGUUGGCCACCCUUCCUUUUGGAUCAUGCAUCAAACAGAGUGUCCCCAGAGUCAAACUCAGCCACAGAGAACUGCUGCAGGCUGGCAGUGUAUCUUUGUUUCUGGGCACGUCCGAUGGCCUUCACUCCCACUCACUGCUGUUGGACGAAGAGAGAGGUCGUCUUCUGUUGGGAGCCAGGGAUCACAUCUACCUGCUUGACCCCGACAAUCUGGCCAAAGCACCCAGGAAGAUUCACUGGCCUGCUCCGAGGGACAGAGUUGAAAUGUGCAAACUGGCUGGCAAAAAGGCGAAUUUGGAAUGUGCUAACUUUAUCAGGGUGAUCCACAAUUACAACCGAACACACGUCUACGCCUGUGGCACAGGAGCCUUCAACCCCACCUGCGCUUUCGUUGAAAUCGCUGGCCACAGAGAGGAUGGCGUGUUCCAUCUGCUGUCUAAUACGGUGGAGUCUGGCAGGUUGAAAUGUCCUUUUGAUCCCCUGCAGCCGUUCACCUCAGUCCUUACAGAUCAGUACCUGUAUGCAGGCACAUCCUCGGACUUCCUGGGCAAAGACACAACAUUCACACGCUCGCUGGGCCCUCCACCCGACCAGCACUACAUACGCACAGACAUCUCUGAAGACUACUGGAUCAAUGAGGCCAGGUUUAUAUCUGCUCACCCCAUUGCCGACACCUACAAUCCAGAUGAUGAUAAGAUAUACUUCUUCUUCCGCGAGGUGUCCUGGGAGGGCAACGACAAGAGCAUCCUCUCCCGAGUGGCUCGUGUAUGCAAGAAUGACGUUGGUGGGCUGAGGAGUCUGACCAAUAAAUGGACAACCUUCCUCAAAGCCAGGCUUGUGUGCUCGAUCCCUGGACCAGACGGUGUCGACACACACUUUGAUGAGCUCCAGGACAUCUUUUUGCUCCCCACCAGAGACGACAAAAACCCCAUAGUGUAUGCAGUCUUUACAACCUCCAGUUCCAUUUUCCGUGGCUCAGCAGUGUGUGUGUACAGCAUGGCAGAAAUAAGGUCUGUGUUUAACGGUCCUUACGCCCACAAGGAAGGCCCGGACCACCGAUGGGUCGAAUACGAGGGAAGGAUACCGUAUCCCCGUCCUGGAACGUGUCCAAGCAAGACAUAUGAUCCAAGGAUCAAGACCACCAAAGACUUCCCAGAUGAGGUUGUCAGUUUCAUCCGAUUCCACCCUCUGAUGUAUCGCUCUGUUUACCCUCUGACUGGCCGGCCGGUGUUCACACGUGUUCGGGUGGACUACACGCUGACUCACAUUGUGGUGGACAGAGUUUUGGCAGAUGAUGGACAGUAUGAGGUCAUGUUUCUGGGAACAGAUGCCGGCUCAGUUCUGAAGGUAGUGAGCAUCACUCAAGAGAACUGGUCAACAGAGGAAGUGGUUCUUGAAGAGCUUCAAGUGUUCCAGGUUCCCACUCCUAUCCUCAGCCUGAAGUUAUCUUCUAAACAGCAACAGCUCUACGUGGGUUCGAGUCAGGGUCUAGCCCAGGUUUCUCUCAGCAGAUGUCACCUCUAUGGCCAGGCCUGUUCAGAAUGCUGUCUGGCACGAGACCCCUACUGCGCCUGGGAUGGACACAUGUGCUCACGAUAUGUCCCUGCAUCUAAAAGGCGUGCCAGAAGACAGGAUAUCAAGAAUGGAGAUCCUGCCAUUCAGUGCUGGGACACAGAAGACAGUCUUGGUGGAGGACGUGUGGAGGAGAGAGUUCUCUAUGGGGUUCAGAGCAACUCCACCUUCCUCGAGUGCAUCCCUAAAUCCCAGCAGGCUCAGAUCCGAUGGUACAAACAAAGACCUGGAUCCGAUCGCAGGGAGGAGGUCAGACUGGAUGAUCGUGUUGUUCACACCGACCGAGGCCUCCUGAUUCGCUCCCUCCACGCCUCAGAUGCUGGCGUGUACGUGUGUGUGGCUCAAGAGCACACACACUUCACCCACACCCUGCUCCGUCUCACGCUACAACUUGUUACACACGGACAACUCGACAGAAAACCCAAGCCAAGCGAAGAUCCGGCAGCGGAGAUGCACCACGGAGCUGAGUCACGUCAGCGUUAUAAAGACUACCUGAGAGUGAUGAGCUCCCCCUUCAGCUCCCUGGAAGAGUACUGCGACUCGCUGUGGCUGGACAAGCGCUCGUCGAGGGCGCGAGGACGAGGCUUAGGGGGAGUUGGCAAAUGGAAACACAUCCAGGAAAUGAAGAAGAGCAGGAACAGGAGGCACCACAGAGAGAGGGGAGAGGAGAGAGACAAACAAGUGCGAGGGAGAGCAGUGAGGACGGCAGAGCAGUGAGGGAAGGGACGGAAAGAAAACCAUUAAGGGUUAGCUGUGUAUAUUCUCUGUUUUAAUGAUGAAGCUGAUGUGACAAAGAACUGUAAAACUGCAGUGUCAGAUGAGCAUGCGAAGCUUACGUCUGAGCAUGAAAGACCAGCAAUGAAUAUAAAGUCCAAGAAUUAAAAAUGCAUGGCAAGAAAUUGGAAGUAGCUUUGCACUGUAGAUAUGAUUGUUUUUAAAAAAAAAAAACCUGCCAACCAGGUACUUGCAGUUGUUUUAGAGGAAAAAAAACAUAUUGUUCAGGGAUUAUAUUUUUUAUCCUGAUUUACAGAAGAUUCCCAAAAGAUAAUACUUCAAAUGCUUUGGAUGAAGGACUAAAUGACUGAAUUACUACGGUAAAGAUACUCAAGCUGCAGUAUUAAUGAGCAGGUGAAGGACUGUAACAUAACUGGUGUUUUCAACAACUCUGACUGCCAUUUUUUUCUUAAUGGUAUAAAUAAAUCUUCCAGUCGACAGAGGUGAUUAUUUCAUCAUAAUCAAAGAUACUGAAGUAAUGAAACUGGGAAAACAUCUAAACAAAAUGUAUUUUAAAAAAGGAGUUUACUUGUGGUAUUGACAUUGCAUUCACUUUGAAUGACUGUAAAUAUUUAUAUGACAUGUACAGAAGAUACAGCAUGCUCAUUUUAGUCUUAUUACUAAUCUGUUUUUCUAUAAUUAUAACCAUGUAUUAUGUUUGACAAAAUGACAUAUUUUUGUACAUUCCCUUUACUAUUAUACUGUAGUUGCAAUAGGUGUUUUCAUUAUUAGUGUUGUCUGAAAGUUAUUUAAAUAAAUUUGUGUUGGAGCUUC
This is a messenger RNA of Acanthochromis polyacanthus (spiny chromis), 3723 nucleotides long. RefSeq names its product sema domain, immunoglobulin domain (Ig), short basic domain, secreted, (semaphorin) 3D (gene sema3d). Gene Ontology annotation, biological process: neural crest cell migration; axon guidance; positive regulation of cell migration. Bases 466 to 2892 code for a protein of 808 amino acids. Gene Ontology annotation, molecular function: semaphorin receptor binding; chemorepellent activity. The record is from RefSeq and is a predicted model, not a curated record. Lineage: Eukaryota; Metazoa; Chordata; Actinopteri; Pomacentridae. The transcript is spliced from 19 exons.